AUGGGGGCACCUCAGCUUCUCUGCAGCCUUUCUCUCGUCCUAGCGAUCCAAAUAGUUCCUUCCCAGCCCACUGAAGGCAAGAGUCUAAUGAUGCAGAUGUCGGGGACUGGGAUCAGAGAUGUGCCAAGGACACUGCUAGGUAUGACAACUGCUUGCAAAUUUAUCUCCAAAGGAGCAUCUCUGAGCACUGCAGGGCUCCAGAACAUCCCAUCCAGACCAUUCCCUGGUCCAGCUAUGAGCCGCCCAAAGCGGCGCACGUGGGAGAGGACAGAGGAGCGAGAGUGCCGCCUGCAAAGCCUGCUGGUUCGCAUCAAGGACCUGGGCUUAGGCUACAACUCUGAAGAGACCAUCCUGUUCAAGUACUGCAGCGGGAGCUGUCCCAAGGCCCGCAGCAACCACGACCUGACCCUCUCCAUUCUGCUGCAGAGGAGCGAGAUCCCGGCCUUGGGUGACCCUUGCUGCCGCCCCACACACUUCGAGGAUGUGGCCUUUCUGGACGAUGGCCACCAGUGGCAUGAGGUGGAGAAGCUCUCAGCCUCUGCCUGCAGCUGCGUGGGCUGA
Messenger RNA from Rhineura floridana, 561 nucleotides. RefSeq names its product persephin (gene PSPN). The record is from RefSeq and is a predicted model, not a curated record. Lineage: Eukaryota; Metazoa; Chordata; Lepidosauria; Squamata; Rhineuridae. The transcript has 2 exons. Bases 1 to 561 code for a protein of 186 amino acids. Gene Ontology annotation, molecular function: receptor tyrosine kinase binding; glial cell-derived neurotrophic factor receptor binding; growth factor activity.